This is a messenger RNA of Canariomyces notabilis, 2285 nucleotides long. RefSeq lists its product as uncharacterized. Bases 411 to 2285 code for a protein of 624 amino acids. Gene Ontology annotation, molecular function: DNA binding; protein binding. Lineage: Eukaryota; Fungi; Ascomycota; Sordariomycetes; Sordariales; Chaetomiaceae. The record is from RefSeq and is a predicted model, not a curated record. The transcript is spliced from 4 exons.
CUCUGUUGAAUUUGGUGGCUUUACUCUCUGUUCCUAUCCACUUCAGAGCGUUCUUCAAGUCGCACAUAGUGUACGGAAGGAAAGCCGCAAUGUAAUUGAUGCAGACCGAACCCUUGAAGCUCGAGCCACCCACGCGGUACGGAGUAUCGCGCUGAUAACCAGGAGCAGCUUGUGCCAUCUGACAUUGGGCUGACAUUCCAUUGCCCCUCUUGCAGAAAACCUCGAGCUCGACAUCAGUCUGGCCACCCUGUGUUACUGUAGUGUGUCGACCAUUUACAAAUUCGAGUUCCGCUAGUACAAGUGCAUACAGACGUCGCGAUCUUAACAUAACCUUAAAUACCGACGCGAGCCCGUUGAUUACUUACUGCAUCAGCGGGGAAGCUACCCCCCUGCGCUGAUGCGCACAUGCAAUGCCUUCGCUCGAGGAUUUCCCUGAUGAGAUCAUCCGGCACAUUCUGCUCUACUUGCCGCCCGAAGACAACCACGAGCGCUUCCAACUAGUCUCCCGCCGUUUGCACCACCUCGCCAACGAAUCUCUCCUCUGGCGAUGGCAUUGCACAACAUCGUUCAACUACUGGCAUCCGCGCCACAAGCUCCGAGAGAAACUCGCAGCGCGCGCCUCAUCCGUGAACUGGAAGGCUCUCUGGCUCCAGAGGAGACGAAGCAAUCUCGAGGUUGCUAGGCUGCUGGACGAGAUUCUCUCGUCAAAGGUUGGCCAGCUGAGCAGGCUGCAACAAAUCUGCGAGCUGGGAUACGAUGCAAAGGACUAUCUCCUGGACCAAUGCCAUGUUGAUGAAUCUGCAGACGACGUUUUGGCUAGAAGGUAUCACGCAUAUUCGGCCCUGGACAGCAUUCAUAGGGGUGUUGCGGUAGAGGUAUGGUCCCGAUACCAAGGCCAAGCCUUGAGUGCGAAGGACCUCGAUACUGCGCUCGGUGCCUUUGACAUGUUUGUGCUGCAUGACCAGAACCAAGACUUGGAAUAUAUUUCGAGGACCUUGGAUGAACUCGCUGAACGAUUCAAAGAUGAACACCCAGCCUUUGAUGGAAUGUCCACCAGGCAAAAGGCCCUGUCGCUGGUACGCUGGUUGCGAGCAAACAAUUUCACUGGCAUGGAUCAUCCUGAAAUCAACUACCGCAACCUGAGGAACUGCUUCAUCGGCCACGCCCUCUCCGAUGACCAACACCAGUCUCUUCCCAUCAUCUCCAGCGCCAUCUUCACCUGUGUGGCGGAACGGCUGGGCAUGACAGCUUUUUGUCUGGCUUUUCCGAGCCAUGUCCACGCAGCGGUAUAUGCACCACCCGGGGAAGAUUUAGACGGGGCGCAAGUCGAGACCACGGAUGGUGAGCAAAUAAGAAUGUGCCUUGAUCCGUAUGGAUCCGACGAAGAGGUAACUCUAAGCGAUUUGCGCAUACGACUGGUUGAAUUCGGCUGGACCCAAGGAACAGAGGCCUUUCUCAGCCCCUCCCCCGUGCCAAUAAUCGUCCAGCGGACGGCGCAGAAUAUUAAGGCAACACACGACACGAUCCGCAACCUGACGGACAAUGAGAUCCUAGAAGCCGAGAUGAAGCGCCUACGGAGCGGUCACCCGGACCUAAACAUGGAGGCCGCCCUCUACGCCUCUAUGUGGGCCGAACUUCUCAUGAAGCAGGCGUCCAGCUUCCACUGGGACUCGAAUCUCGCCUCCUUCCUCCAGAAAUUUGCCCUCUCCUGGAGCGAAGACAUGUGGAUAGUCAGAAAGUACCUCCUCCCCCUGUACGAGAAGUUCAUGGCCUCGCAAGCCAACCUGCGCCCGCGUCGCGGCUGGCACAAUGUGCAUGAGAUCCUCGCUAUGCUUGAUAACCUCGACAGCCGGCAGCCCACCGUCAGCCGUCGGUACACCGAAGACAUCUUUGAGCAGGUGCGCUACAAGAUCGGCCAGGUCUUUCGCCACCGCCGCUACCAGUACAUCGGCGUCAUCAACGGCUGGGCUGCCCUGGGCACCGGCGGCUUGCCCAUGCCCCAUUACCUCGACGCGGCCGAGGCCGAGGAGGAAGGCGACGGCUUUGAUACGAUCGAGUCUGUACAUGCCAGCCGCCAGGGCGCGCAAAGGACGUUCUACACUUGUCUGCGCAGAAGGUCAAAUGUCGACCGCCUGCGUGUGGCCCAAGAAAACAUCGUCAUUAUCACCGACCCCAGCCUCAUCCCCGAGGACCUCUUCUUCGUGGCGGGCAAGUUCUUCAAGCGUUUUGACAGGGAGACAUGCACCUUUGUCUCGAAUAUCAAGGAGUACUAUCCCGAUGAUUGA